Messenger RNA from Achroia grisella, 534 nucleotides. RefSeq lists its product as uncharacterized. The transcript has 3 exons. NCBI's taxonomy places the organism in Eukaryota, Metazoa, Arthropoda, Insecta, Lepidoptera, Pyralidae. The coding region runs from base 16 to 378 and encodes 120 amino acids. The record is from RefSeq and is a predicted model, not a curated record.
GGGUUAUGCUUAGAGAUGAAGAUCCUUCUGCUACUGCAGGUGCUAUGUCUGCUAGCCCUUGGAUAUGGUGCCUUAAUUAAAGCACCAACCUCCAGAACCAACCUGAAUGUAGGAUACGUGACUUCUGGCGAUAAACUACUGCACAGAGUAAAUGUGUACCAACCACCAAUAGCUAAUGCGAUUCAAUACCAGGAUGUGGUAUAUCGUGGUAACUUUACCACAUGGAUCAGUGCGGUCCAGGCUACAGAGGUUGGAGCCACUCAGUAUGCAACACCUUGGAUCAUAGCUGGUGGAAUCGGAUACAAUAAUGUCACAGUUCGUGUACAGUCCGCCUUAGGCUACGGUUACUAUUACUGGAUUGAUAUAUGGGGCCGAUAAUAGGGAUAAUCGAUUCUAAUAUCGAAGUAUCGAUGUACUAAGUAACGAUUAGUUACCAAACUAAUGACCAAUACGUAUAGAGUAAUAUUUUGUGCCUAUUUGUGUUCUUAUUUUUUUAUGUUCUUGGCCGUUACUAAUUGGUCUUCUUAUUAGACC